Messenger RNA from Priapulus caudatus, 1719 nucleotides. RefSeq lists its product as uncharacterized. The record is from RefSeq and is a predicted model, not a curated record. Lineage: Eukaryota; Metazoa; Priapulida; Priapulimorpha; Priapulimorphida; Priapulidae.
UAUGAUAUACCAGGGAGGGAAUACACUGGACUUUGUACAAUCAUUGUGAAAAAUGACUGAAAUUUCUUUCGUAGUUGUUAGAUGCUAAGUGGUUGCCGUUGUGUGUAGGAGGUGCUGAGGAGUUGUUUGGCAAGCCCUCUACUAGGGGCUCAACCACGAGUGGCUCACUAUUCCAUGACAGCGAUGACAACCUCUCCUCAAGCAUAUCAGUUCCUAAGAAGGAGGAGAAACUAGAGUCACUAUUUGAGGAUGAUGAUGGAGACUUAUUUGGAGAAAAAUCAUCUCUGUCAGCAGACACGAAGAAGCUGCCAGUAAGUGCAGUAUCCACGUUUGGCAAUGCACAGAACCCGUUUGCUGCGAGCAUUAAGAGCCACGGUCCACCCAGUGACGAGGAUGAAGAUGAGGAGGAGGGCAUGAAGACAGGUGAGGCACCACCCAGUAGCAAGAUGGGCCGCUCAAACAGCCAGACGAGUAGCGAGAAGAAGAGCAGCACGCCACUCUCUGCCUCGAGCAACAGUUUGUUCGCAGAAGAGCCGGAAGCAGACAUGUUUGCUACCGUGCCACCCCCGCUGACGCGCGAUAGGAAGUCGAAGGUAAAGCCUGGCGGCAUGGCGCUGUUUGAUAAUUCGGAUGAGGAAGAGCCUGCCUUGUUUAGCAUAGCAGGAGAAAAAAUAGGGAAACCAGUAAAAUCAAGCCCUAUCGUUGAUACACAACAUGUGAGGAAGCCGCCCAAGGUCGCGUCAAAAACUUUCGCAAUGCAGUUGCCGGUUGAGGAAGAGAUGCAGGAUGCAGAGGUUAACCAGCCACCAGGGAACAUCUCUAGUAGUCGAUCGUCAUCAGAGGAGCCUUCUUCCUCCUCAUCGUUUUCUGGAAGCCCCAUCCGUAAAAAGCCGGUCGGUGGGGUAGCCUUGUUCGAAGGGUUAGACCCUUUUGCUGGCAUGAAGAGAAGAAAGCAGUCGGAUAAUGAAGAAGGUAAGAUACAAGAUAGUGUGAGAAUUGUGUGGUGAGUGAUUCAUGUUGUUAAAGACGGUCUAUGAUGGUAGUUCCGAUGAUGAUGAUGCAUAUAUUGAUGAUGAUAGAAAACUACACCAUGUUUCUUGUAUCGAAACUUAAUAGUGAGGAUACCACAUACUAUUAAUGUUUUCAGGCACUUAUUGAGUUAUUGAGUUUAAGGUCAUUUUUAACCUUAUUCAAUGGCCAACACUAUGUGCCACACUCUUCCGGUAAUGGCGGCGUGGUGUUAGAACGUGUUUCACAUCGGCUCCUCAAAUAUCAUCAGAAAGUUAAAUGAAAACUGUAAGGUGCUGAGCUAGUAUGCAAAGAAAAACUUGCCCGAGAGACACGCCAACGAUAAGAACCUAUUUUGGAAUGCGGACGAGCUCUAGAAGUGCCGAAAGAAUAAAUAUCUCCGGCUACGACGACCCACAAGCAAAUCUCGUGCACAACAUGGCCGAAAAUAUGGCGAGCGAGGCUGAGAAAGAACCUACAAUGAUGGAUAUUGUCAACUUGAUAAAAAGCUUAGACAGUAAAGCAAACAGUCUAGACAACAAACUGACGGCGGAUUUCGAUGGACUAAACGCCAAUAUAUCGAAACUUACGGACAAAGUUGAGGCUCUAGAACUCGAAAUCGACUUUGUGAAAAAAAUGCAAAAAGACGACGGCGCAAUGAUACAAAAACUGAAGGAAGAAAUUGAGGAACUCAAGUACUCACUGCUCUCG